Messenger RNA from Mustela lutreola (European mink), 823 nucleotides. RefSeq names its product non-histone chromosomal protein HMG-17-like. The transcript has a single exon. Bases 32 to 418 code for a protein of 128 amino acids. Gene Ontology annotation, molecular function: nucleosomal DNA binding. NCBI's taxonomy places the organism in Eukaryota, Metazoa, Chordata, Mammalia, Carnivora, Mustelidae. Gene Ontology annotation, biological process: chromatin organization. The record is from RefSeq and is a predicted model, not a curated record. Gene Ontology annotation, cellular component: chromatin; nucleus.
CCAGCGCUUACAUCCCACCGCAGCUGCCACCAUGCCCAAGAGAAAGGCUGAAGGGGAUGCUAAAGGAGAUAAAGCCACGGUGAAGGAUGAGCCACCCAGAAGAUCUGCCGGGUUAUCUGCUAAAUCUGCCCCUCCAGAGCCAGAGCCCAAGCCUGAACAGGCCCCUGCAAAGAAGGGAAAGAAGGUACGCAAAGGGAAAAAGGGGAAAGCUGCUGCUGGCAAGGAUGGGAAAAACCCUGCAGAAAAUGGAGUCGCCAAAGCAGACCGGGCACAGAAAGCUGAAGGUGCUGGAGAGGCCAAACGAAGUGUGCGCAUUUUUGAUGACUGUGCACAUCUGGUAACCGUACAGUUGGAAAUACUAUUUUUUAUCAGGUUUUAUAAAAAUACAGAAUUUUGUUUUACCUUUUUUUUUUUUUAAGCUUUAUAUUGUUGUUUUGGGGGAAGGGCAUAUGUCACAAAUAGAAUAUCUCCGAAGCUAGAAUGACACAAGGGGAAAAAUACCUUUCCUUUCUAGUUUUGAGAAACUUCCUCUUGGCUCCCAAGGGAUUUCUUGACAUUGACACACAUGAGCCGUCUUGGCACAAACCCCUGGGGGGUGUGGGAAAACUAAAACUCAUUUUUUUAUGUCCUUUUCCUCCUCUCUGCCUUCAACAUAGACUUGACUCCCUUAAAUCUAGAGACCUGUGGGAACCUGUCCCCUAAGACAUGGUUCCCAGUAUGUCAGGCAAUCUGGACUUUACAGUGUCACCACUGAGAUGGUGUCCCUCAAAAGAGUUCCCUUUUGGAGGACAUUGGGAGAUGGAGAGGAGAAGUGAGUUGGGGG